This is a messenger RNA of Pieris macdunnoughi, 717 nucleotides long. NCBI's taxonomy places the organism in Eukaryota, Metazoa, Arthropoda, Insecta, Lepidoptera, Pieridae. The record is from the annotation of a GenBank genome assembly.
AUGACAGAAAGGAAAAUGUGUAAAUUCUAUAACUUAAACGUUCCUGAACGACGAAGCGGUGAUACUGGACCUCAGGACUAUGGUGAUGAUGAGGACGACAGAAACCCCGAAGAUAAUAUGGCGCCUUAUGUACCGCCACAUGAGCAUAGGCUGGAGUAUAAUUACUGGAUGUGGUUUUCUAGGCGGCCGCCCGCCCGAGAUCUCUCAUCCACCACCACUGGAUAUGGGCAGGCUCUCCGCAUGGUAGGUUGUGUGGGAUCUGUGGAGCAGUGGUGGGGCCUGUAUACACAUCUAUCAAGGCCCUAUGAGCUUCCUCCACUCUCUGAUUUGCAUUUGUUUAAACUUGGCAUUAAACCAAUGUGGGAAGAUCCAGCUAAUGUUAAUGGUGGAAAAUGGGUUGUGCGACUGCGUAAAUCGCAAACAGAGCAAGCAUGGGAGGACCUGUGCAUGGCGAUGCUUGGCGAACAGUUCAUGGUUGGGCCUGAAUUGUGUGGUGUUGUGCUGUCUGUUCGUUUUCAGGAAGACCACUUAGCCGUGUGGCACCGGACGGCGGCGGACACGACAGCAGCAGGUCGGGUGCGAGAUGCUUUGCGCAGGAUACUGCAACUACCCACUACUAUGCCCAUCGAGUACAAGGUGCAUAGUGACUGCCUUCGCGCUUCCACCUCAAGGGCCCCAGACCCACCAGCUACUGAUAAUGGCGAACGUUCAACGUAA